AUGGCCGUUUCGGGGUUGGGGCCCCAGUCGCCCGAGCAGCAGCUGCUGAGACCUGCUGCUGCUGCUCCUGAGCAAGUUGUCGCAGCAGCUGCUCUACAUGCAGUCAAUGGCGCUGCUGCAGCAGCUGCAGAAGAGCCACCCGCAGCAGCAGCAGCAGCAGCAGCAGCAGAAGAGCCACCCACAGCAGCAGCAGCAGCAGACAGCAACGGCGUUGUUUCCGCGGAAGAACCAGCAGCAGCAGCAGCAGCAGCAGCAGCAGGCUCAAAGGAUGCAGCUGCUGCUCCGCCAGCAACGCCUGCUGCAGCAGACGGACUAGCAGCACAUCUUCAUGAACCGGAAGACAGCGAGCUUCCCUCCUCAGCAGCAGCAGCAGCAGCAGCAGCAGCAGCAGCAGCAGCAGCAGACGGAACCCGAAGCAACAAAAGGGGCUUCUACCGUUGCUGCAGAACAGCAGAAAGGGAACCAGCAUUUUGCUGCCCUUGCCAUGCCCUUUCCUCGUGCUGCUGCCUGAGGAGCCGGCGCUGCCGGCAGCAGCAGCUGCUGCCGAAGCAGCAGCAGCAGCAGCAGCAGCAGCAGCAGCAGCAGCAGCGAAGGCGUGGUGAGCCCUCGGGCUCCUUUCGCCCCGAAGAGGGCAGCAGCAACAGCAGCAGAAGCUUCCAAGAGGAUGUGUUGGGCUCUGAAGCAGCAGCAGCAGAUGCAGCGGAGCCGUUUGCUGCAGCAGCUCCAGCAGCAGCGUCUGCGACAGCAGCAGCAGCAGAAUCUGCUGCUGCUGCUGCUGCGCUGCAGCUGGGGUGGUCCCUUCCGCCGCUGGGACUCCAUGUGGUCUCUGCUGUCUCCUACGGGGGCCUCCUGUCUCGCCCCACAGAUAUAAUAGUAAUUGAAAUCGCACAUGCUGCUCCUGCUGCUGCUGCUGCUCCUGCUGCUGCUGCUGCUGCUGCUGCUGCUGCUGGUGAUGCCCGCAACGGGCUGCCUUGGCGGCAGCACUCCGCGCCGGUGCCUGCUACCGCGUCCGAGGACGGCUUCUGCUGCAGCCCCCAGCAGCAGCAGCAGCAGCAGCAGCAGCAGCAGCAGCAGCAAGAGUGGCAGUGCGUGUGCUGCUUCUACGCAUACAUGGAGCGGCAGCAGUACAGCGAGCUGCAGCGGCGGGUGCAGCGGCUGUACCCUCGGGGGCCCCCCUUGAGGGACAAAGGGGGGCCCCCCAGUCGCUGGAGUCGUUUGGAGUCUCGCCUGAACAAGUGCUGCCUGAUGUCACUUUCUGUCCCUUGUCUCAGCUCGCUGCCGUGGCUGCCCCCUUUAAACGCAGCAGCCACAGCAGCACUAGCAGCAGCAGCAGCAGCAGCAGCAGCAGCGCACCAGCAGCACAAGAAGCAGACGGAGGAAUCGUUUCUGGAUGCUGCGCAGCGUCUCACCGCAAGCGGGCUGCUGCAGCGGGAGGGGGAGCUGCAGCAAACGAAGCAGCAGCGACAGGAUGAGCAGAGAGAAGGGCAGCUGCAGCAGCAGCUGCAGCAGCUGCAGCAGCUGCAGCAGCUGCAGCAGCACGACAAGGAGCAGCAAGAGCAGCAGCAGCAGCAGCAGGACAACGCAGACUGCGCUUCGCAGCAGCAGCAGGGGCAGCCUCAAGAACGGCAGCAGCAGCGGCCUCAGGGCGAAGCCUUGCUGCAGCAGGAAGCAGCGCAGCAGCAGCAGCAGCAGCAGCAGGCAGCGAGCCCCACACUGAGCAGCAAACAAGUGCAGCUGGCUUUCUUCUGUCUGCAGCACGAGCUGCUGAAGGCAUGCAGGCGGCGGCUGCUUUGCUGCUGCUACUCUGCUGCUCUUUCUGUUUUUUUCGUGGGUGCAGAGGACGGCACCAUCACUGUGCUGCAGCUGGCAGCAGCAGCAGCAGCUGCUGCUGCGCAGCAGCUGCACCCCGCAGCAGCAGCUGCUGCUGCUGGCCUGGGGCUGCUCCGCAGCAGCACCCCACAAACGCAAGGCAGCAGCAGCAGAUCUCGGGCGCUUUCGGUUUCCUUUGGAAGCUCUUUGGGGCUGCAGUCUUCGCGUUUUAGCGGCAGCAGCAAAGCAGCAGCAGCAGCAACAGCAGCAGCAGUCGAGCAGCAGCUGCAGCAGCUAAAAGUGCCCAGCCUUCCUCGAGUCAUUUACUUCAUCAAGGAAGAGCCCGUGGACGUCUUGUGUCUCCUCUCUCUGGCGCUGCCUGUGAGUAGACAGAACGGCAGCAGCAGCAGCAGCAGCAGCAGCAGCAGCAGCAGCAGCAGCAGCGAGGGCGUGCAGCAGCCGGUUUUAUUGGCAGCAGGUCGCAGCGGCAGUUUGCUGCUGCUGCAUGCAGCGACUACCGAGGUUGUGUCUUCUUUAACAGUGCAAAAAGGAGGGCUGCUCUCAGCAGCAGAUGUUGUUGCUGCUGUUGCUGCAGAUGAGCGCAGGCUGCUGCUCUUCUGCUGCCACCGAAGCGGGGCAGUACGUUUGCUGCAGCUGCAGCAGUGCGACAGCAGCAGCUGCAGCAGCUGCUGCAGCAGCAGCUGCAGCAGCAGCUGGGGGCUUCAUCUCGCUCUGCUGCUCUCCUUAGCUGCAGGAGAGCCAACGCCACCUGCAGCGCCGCCGUACUUGCCCGUCAUGGCUCUCGAAGGCAGGUUGCUGCUGCAGCAGCAGCAGCAGCAGCAGCAGCAGCAACAGCAGCAGAUGCAGCAGAGGCACCACCAGGAGAAGCAGCAGCUGCGGCGGCAGCUCAGCUGCAUUGCAUCCAGCAGCAACUUUCGACCGCGCGGCAUUCAAAUUCCUGGUUUGAAAGCAAAGCACGUGACAGAGCAGCAGCAUGAGCAGCAGCAGCAGCAGCAGCAGCAGCAGCAGCAGCAGCUCUUUCACAGCAGCACUGAGAGCAGCAACGCCUCCGCGUUUUAUUCAGGUGUCUGCUCCACACGCAGCGCAUGCGUAGAUACCGACCGCCGGCUGCUGCUGCUGGGCAGCAGCAGCAAGCCUGGGGUAGUUGCUGUCUUGCAGUACAAUAUCAGCAGCAGCAGCAGCAGCAGCAGCAGCAGCGCAGCAGCAGCAGCAGCAAACGUGCGGCUUGUGACUCGAGUCAAGUGCCUCGCAGAGCCUGUCUCGUGUCUUCUUGCAUGCAAGCAGCAGCAGCAGCAACAGCAGCAGCAGCAACAGCAGCUGCUGCAUCGGGGGCCAGCGAGAUGCCUCCGUCAGAAACAGUGGAGCCUUUGCAGCCCGCUGCUGCUCCCGCUGUGA
Messenger RNA from Eimeria necatrix, 3225 nucleotides. RefSeq lists its product as hypothetical. The transcript has 3 exons. The record is from RefSeq and is a predicted model, not a curated record. The coding region runs from base 1 to 3225 and encodes 1074 amino acids. Lineage: Eukaryota; Apicomplexa; Conoidasida; Eucoccidiorida; Eimeriidae.